Molecule: messenger RNA, 600 nt
Organism: Engraulis encrasicolus (European anchovy)
Lineage: Eukaryota; Metazoa; Chordata; Actinopteri; Clupeiformes; Engraulidae
Product: homeobox protein MSX-2-like
Exons: 3
Coding region: 1-600 (199 amino acids)
Biological process (GO): regulation of transcription by RNA polymerase II; embryonic morphogenesis
Cellular component (GO): nucleus
Molecular function (GO): DNA-binding transcription factor activity, RNA polymerase II-specific; RNA polymerase II transcription regulatory region sequence-specific DNA binding
Source: RefSeq, a predicted model, not a curated record
AUGUUAUCUCCUGCAGGUGCACUGAACGGUGACAAGGUUUUCGGGCGCACGAGACAUGAAGAUGAACAAUCCGUCCAGGCAAAAUGUGAUCUGUUGUCCUUCAGUGUUGAGGCGCUUAUGUCCAAUAACAAAACGAAAACUGCGUAUGACCACUGCGUAAAAGUGACCUCCUCAUCGGCCACGUGUCCCUUGCGUAAGCACAAGACGAACCGUAAGCCGCGUACCCCCUUCACCACCUCGCAGCUGCUGGCGCUGGAGCAGAAGUUCUGCCAGAAGCAGUACCUGUCCAUCGCCGAGCGCGCUCAGUUCUCCACCUCCCUCAGCCUCACAGAGACACAGGUGAAGAUCUGGUUCCAGAACAGACGUGCCAAGGCCAAACGACUGCAGGAGGCGGAGCUGGAGAAGUUGAAGCUGGCCACUGUAGCCAAGCCCCUGCUGGCCCCGCCCCCGCCCGGGUUCAAAUACUCCUUCCCCCUCAGCCUGUGUGUCUCCGAGACCGAGGAAUGCCAAAAACAAACGCGGCUUCUGGGCUUUCCCUCCCCCGUCUCUCCUAUGGACUUCUAUGCAGCACAUUUCGGAUACAUACACCACACACUGUAA